Messenger RNA from Ctenopharyngodon idella (grass carp), 871 nucleotides. It is a transcript of the gene mrps26, whose product is annotated as mitochondrial ribosomal protein S26. The record is from RefSeq and is a predicted model, not a curated record. The coding region runs from base 155 to 778 and encodes 207 amino acids. The transcript is spliced from 4 exons. Gene Ontology annotation, cellular component: mitochondrial small ribosomal subunit. NCBI's taxonomy places the organism in Eukaryota, Metazoa, Chordata, Actinopteri, Cypriniformes, Xenocyprididae.
GAAACAUCUUCCGCGGUUAAAGUUCAAGAACAUGGCGGCCUAAGUGAAGAUGCUCAAUGUUAUUUAGCCAUGCUGGAAUCUAUUACUUGUGCUAUAUUCAGGUUUUAACUGUAUAGACGUUUACCGUUAAUCAUAACUAUAGAUAAUCUUCAACAUGUUGCGGGCUUUAUCGAGGUGUCAUGAUCCUGUAGUCCGUCUUCUCGUUCCUCGCUCUACUGUUUUGGUCGAAACUGUCAGGGGAAGGAAAUCUCGCACAGACCCCAAAGCGAAGUCAAAAUUGGGCCGGAUCAAGACUCCCCCUCCCGUGGAUCCAGUGGAAAUGGUUGUACUAAAGGAGCGUUUCACUGAGUACAAUUUGAUCCUAAGAGCCCUGCGACUUGAGUUCAAGGAGCAGGUGUUGAGGAAGAAAUAUGAAGAUGAGGUUGGUUCUGCCGCAGAGGAGAGAGCUAAAAGGGAGGCUGAAGAGCAUCGGUCACUAAUGGCCUGGAAUGAUGCUGAAAACCUCAGAUUACGUAAAAUACGAGAGCAGCGUGUGCAGAAAGAGGCUGAGGAAGCAGAACUGAAAAGGAGAGAAGCAGUCCUCUUACGCCAGCAAGAGCUGGAGAAUUACAUUAAAGAGAAAGAAAGACAAAUUCUUCAACUACAGGAAGAGGCAAAAGACUUCAUCACACUGGAUAAUCUAGAUCAGCGGAUUGAAGAGGCUCUUGACAACCCGAAAAACUACAAUUUUGCAAUCGAUAAAGAAGGACGUGUUGUCAAACGGACUGCGUUUAAGUGAUAACACGAUUUGAAGAGCAAAAAUACCUAUGUAAAUAAAAUAUAUACUGUCAGUGUCAUGGUUUAAGCUGUUUGUUUGGAUAAAAAAAAGUUU